Helianthus annuus (common sunflower) is the source of this 1870-nucleotide messenger RNA. RefSeq lists its product as uncharacterized. Lineage: Eukaryota; Viridiplantae; Streptophyta; Magnoliopsida; Asterales; Asteraceae. Bases 603 to 1382 code for a protein of 259 amino acids. The record is from RefSeq and is a predicted model, not a curated record. The transcript is spliced from 2 exons.
AACCCCGUUGGCACAAACUCUAUAGUUUGGAAUAUGUUAGAUAUUUUAGUGUAAUCGGGGAUUGACUUGGUGAUCAAAGCGAAUAAUAAUACACAUUAAGCAAGUUAGGAGGUGCGGGAGUGCAUGCUUGUUUAAGUUAUUAUUAUUCGAAAUGUACGGGCGGAACCCGUACUCUACGGGGGUUCCAAGGGGGCAGCGCCCCCCUGGCGGGGUCCAAGGGGCAGAGCCCCUGGCUGGGGAAAAAUUUUAUUUUUAUUAAAUUGCUUUAAUAAAAAUGUGUCAGAAAAUUUUAUUUUCUGAAUUUUGCCACAUUUUCGAAAUGGCAGCUUAAUGGCAGUUUUGUCCUAAAAUUAGAGUUAACUGCCAUUGGGCAGUUACACCCCAAAACCCAAUUUCGUAUUCAUUUUUUGAUCACAAUUUUUCUUGUUCAUCAAUUCACACAAACAACAUACACUAGUUCAAUUUCUCGAAAUCAGAGUUGUAUCCGAUUGAACUAUUCGGGUGAACCACCGAAAUAAUUUGAUCUGAGAGUGAUUACACGCCUCUCUGAUCGUCCGGUUUCUGAAAAUUCCCCAACAAAGAUCAAAUUAUUUUCUGUGAAGAUGGCAAGCGGAUCGAUGAAGGAUAUGACAAUCAAGGAGAACAAACUGAAGAAGUUCGAAGGGGUGGACUUCCGAAGAUGGCAGAAGAAGAUGCAUUUUCUUCUGACUUCGUUGAAGGUUGUGUACGUGUUGACUACUCCAAUCCCGGAGAUACAGGAGGAGGGAAAUCUGGAGCAAAUCAGGAAGAGGUCGAAGUGGGAGAACGACAAUUAUAUCUGUCUUGGCCACAUCCUGAACGGUAUGUCUGAUCCCUUAUUUGAUGUUUAUCAAAAUGUUGAAACUGCAAAGUUACUGUGGGACACAUUGGAAGCCAAAUACAUGGCAGAAGAUUCUUCUAGUAAGAAGUUUCUUGUCAGUAAUUUCAAUAAUUACAGAAUGGUUGAUGAACGGCCUGUGAUGGAACAAUAUCAUGAAUUGCUACGAAUUCUGGGGCAGUUUGCCCAACAUGAUAUGAAGAUGGAUGAAUCCAUCUCUGUUUCGAGUAUCAUUGACAAGUUACCUCCUUCCUGGAGAGAUGUUAAACAUAAUCUGAAACAUCAGAAAGUAGAGUUAACUUUGGUUGAACUUGGAAGCCACUUCAGAAUUGAAGAAGGCUUGAGAGCACAGGAAAAUGUGUUGGUCAAUGAUGAUAAGAAACGGGUUGGAUCAAGUUCUGUGAACAUGGUUGAAACGGGUGAAUUGUCCAAAGGAAACAAAAGUUCAAAGGGAAACGCAAGUUUCAAGGAAACAACAAUUCGGGUUCAAACAAAAGCCGAAUUACCCUUGCUGGAAAUGUGGUAAGGUUGGUCACUUUAAGAAGGACUGUAAGUUGAUGAAGAAAAACAAGAAGUCUGGUUCAAAGGACAAGCAAGAGGCUGGUUCUAGCGGGUCCAAGGACCAGGGCAAGCAAGGAUGAUGACAUUGCUUGGUGGGUUGAUUCGGGUGCAACAAGUCAUGUAUGCAAGGAUCUUCGUUGGUUUAAAGACUUUCAACCAAUCGAAGACGGGUCUAUCAUAAAGAUGGGGAACGUUGCAACUGAACCAAUCAAGGGAAUAGGAACUGUGAAUCUUGUGUUUACUUUUGGAAAAACUUUACUUUUGAACAAUGUUUUGUAUGCGCCUGGGAUUCGAAAGAAUCUGUUAAGUGGCAUUGUGUUGAAUAAUUGUGGGUACAAACAAGUAUUGGAAAGUGACAAGUAUAUCUUGUCAAGACAUGGUACCUUUGUUGGUUUUGGUUAUCUAUGUAAUGGUAUGUUUAUGUUAAAUGUUGAUGUCUCGUUUAUGAAUGAA